CGGCGCGGCGGCCGCACUCCGCUAACCUUGAGCGGCGCGGCGUGGGAGGGCGGGGCCGGCAGAUACCCGCAGCGCCUCUUCACGGCACAUGCGGCUGAGAGGCGCCGCCACUGGUGGAAGGAGGCAGCUACAGCGCAGCGCGGUACAGCGGUCAGCCGUGACCCGUGACAAGGGGUCACCAUGUGGGCGGUGGCGCUGGCCGUGGUGUUGGUGCUGGUGACACUGGUGUGGCGCAGCCGAAAUUCCAACAAGAAACUUCCCCCAGGGCCGGGUGGAUUGCCUUUUAUCGGCCAAGCAGUCGUGAACGGCAACAUACGCAAAGAACUUCAAUUCAUCGAAUGGUACAAGCAGUACGGUCCAAUUUAUCACUUCACAUCGCUUGGGGAGAAGAUGAUCGUGCUUUCUGACCCUGAUAUUAUACGGGAAGCCUUCUCAAAGACCGAGACAACAGAUCGUCAGUCCAACGCGAUGUUUACGCUUCUUUAUGCUGACACCGGUCUCAUCUUCAGUAGCGGAGAACUCUGGAAGCAGUCACGACGCUUCUCGCUCCACCAUUUGCGCAACUUUGGCAUGGGCGGUGCGAAACUGGAAGGAGUCAUCCGAGACCAAGUGGAGGAGUUACUCGACCGGGUUGUGAUGCCGAACGAGGGCAAACCAUUCUGUAUCGAUGACAACCUCCAGAACGCUAUCGCCAACAUCAUAUGGGGCAUGGUGUCUAGUCAGAGGUUUGACAUCACUGAUACGCGGGCGCUGAGUGUCAUGAAACCGCUUGAUGACCUUGUGUACUUUCUUCCAACCAUCUUCCUCGUCGCAUUGUGCCCCCCGCUGAUGUAUCUGCCGGAAUGGCUAACAAAGCUUGACAAGGUGAAAGCCAUGUUUCAGUUACCAAUUGACAACCUUAUCCAACCGGCGAUCGACGAGCAUGACCGAACGGUGGACUUGAAUGGCGAGCCUCGCGACUACAUCGACUGCAUGCUGCAGGAGCGCAGUCGCAACCCGCAGCUCUUCACCAACAGACACAUGAUUCGCUCCAUCUUCGACCUGUUUAUUGCGGGCUACGACACAACCACCUCCACCCUACGCUGGGUCUUCCUUUACUGCUGCAAGUUCCCGCAAAUUCAACGUAAGCUGCGUGAGGAGAUUGCCAACAUUGUUGGCAAGGAACGUUCGCCGGCACUAUCGGAUCGUCCCCGCAUGCCCUACACAGAGGCCUUCAUAAUGGAGACUCAACGGAUGGCCAACAUCGCCCCCUUCGGUGUGGAGCACGUGACUCGCGAAGAGAUCCAGCUUGGUGGCUACACGAUCCCGCGCGGAGCCCAAGUCAUCUCGCUGCUGAUGGCCGUACACAUGGACGAAAAGCACUUCCCGGAGCCGGAGGUGUUCCGCCCAGAGCGGUUCCUCGACGACCAGGGUCGUGUCAAGCCGAAUCGCGCCCUGAUGCCGUUCUCGGUGGGCAAACGGUCGUGUCUGGGGGAGGCCCUGGCGCGUGCCGAACUCUUCCUGUUCGUCACGGCGUUGCUGCAGCGCUACUCGCUGCGGUUCCCGGACGGAUUUGAUGGCGACCUCAGCUGCAGUGAAUCUAAAUUCAUUCGACAGCCGAACCGAUAUGACCUGGUUAUGGAGAGGUCAUGAGUUCUGGUUGAUGUCAAUGUAAGAAUGCAACGCAAUACUGUAAGCAAAGGACAGCAUACCAUGUUACCUUCUUGUGCUGUUAGUAGGAUAGUGAAGUGAAGCGAGAGACAACACAAAUGUAGCUUAGCGCAAUGCCUAGCCUGAGCCAGGGUGAUUUACCGAACGCGUUUACUCCAGGCGAGGAGAACCCUCCCCACUCCACGUUCCGGGUAAGUAAAUGUGUGUGCGAUUGCGUAAUCAGAGCACUUACGUAAAUGAUCCACCCAAUGCACGGCAACUCUUCGCAUGUCAUUCGCAAUAUCAUAUACAUGUUUUAGUCUGACAAUCAGAGACAGUUUGCUUGAGCUGUUUGAACUACUGGUCGUUGUGACAACAUAAAGAAUAGCAGACCAAAAUGUUCUUAUACUAUUUUUAAAGAUAAAUGUCGAUGGAUUUACGUCACCCAAUCUAGGAGGGGCAAACAGUUUUCAAUGCCGUUGAAUGUGGAUGUUCCGCACUUCCAACGGGUGGAUUUUUGCAGCUUCCCUGCUUUGACAGCACUCGUUCAUGACCAAUUUAGUCCCUGGGCAGCGGGCACUGAGCUGAACGCUGGUGACUCUGCUAUCUGUCUGUAAUCGUUUUGGCCCAGCAAUAUAUCUAAGGGCCGAUAAAUGUAAGUGUAUAACAAUGUCUUUUCCACGCCGUUCCAUGUCUAUGUCUGCAUUUUAUCAGCGUUGUUUAACCCUCGCCCAUGUCGGGGGGGGGGUUGGUGCAACCCCCCCCCUGAGGCUUUUCGAAAAUAGUGCAAAAACGGCGGCGCGCAGCGCCGCCAAAUUUUGGGUACCUUAUGGGGCAAACCUUGCGCAUCUUUUUAUAAAAAAAAAAUUUGACCGGGUCAUGUCAGGUCACGGAGUUAUGACGUCACAAAGGGAACAGCCUCCGGCCGGAUUUUCACAAACUGAGUGCCAACGCCCGAGGUUUCCUGCCGGUGGUACGGACAUCGGUUGAUGGAUCGUGAUGAAACUUCCCAUGCAUGUUGGGGCAAGUAUUGGCUAUCAUAUGGUAUAAGAAACUUGACCGGGUCAGGUCAGGUCACGGAGCUAUGACGUCACAAGAGGAACAGCGUCCGGUACUAUUUUUGAAAAGCGCCCGAACCACUAUUUUGCUAAUUCUUGUCACCUCAAUGGGAAUAUGCAGCAAUAUUAGCUUCUAUAGGGAGCAAAUGGACCUCCCAAAUCCAAAAAUAUAAUCAGAUUUCAAAAAUUUAAAUUUUGAUUUUUCGAAUUUCUGCCGCCGACUGUGACCUUGCCGACUUCCGGCGCUCCCAACGCGCCAUUUUUAGAGCUAGGGAAACGAAAUACAUACCAAACGAUAGAGAAUUGAUCAAGGAACACGAUAGUGAAGGUUUCAAGUCGAUAUCUCCCACCGUUUCGCCGCAAUCGCCGCGGAAAGUUGAAAAAAGUCUAUUUUUCCGAAAAUUUGACCUUUGACCGGUCAAAAGUAGGUCAAAUGUUGACCUAUGACCAAAAAAUAUACCACCAAUCGCGAGAUCUCGGCGAGAGCAAUCCGUUGGUCUUUUCCGCUAAGCUCUACGACGCUCCGUUUUCAAACGCCAAGGGGGGGUCGCACCACCCCCCCCCCCCCUGCAUGGGCGAAGGUGGCAGAUCGCCGUUUACGGGCGAGGGUUAAUAUACCAUUUGAUUCAGCA
Molecule: messenger RNA, 3319 nt
Organism: Amphibalanus amphitrite
Lineage: Eukaryota; Metazoa; Arthropoda; Thecostraca; Balanomorpha; Balanidae
Product: cytochrome P450 2C15-like
Exons: 2
Coding region: 181-1632 (483 amino acids)
Biological process (GO): xenobiotic metabolic process
Cellular component (GO): intracellular membrane-bounded organelle; cytoplasm
Molecular function (GO): oxidoreductase activity, acting on paired donors, with incorporation or reduction of molecular oxygen, reduced flavin or flavoprotein as one donor, and incorporation of one atom of oxygen; iron ion binding; heme binding
Source: RefSeq, a predicted model, not a curated record